AUGAAGGCUGCCUACACCGCCUAUCGAUGCCUCACCAAAGACCUAGAAGGCUGCGCCAUGAACCCGGAGCUGACAAUGGAAAGUCUGGGCACUUUACACGGGCCGGCCGGCGGCGGCAGCGGCGGGGGCGGCGGCGGGGGCGGCGGGGGCGGCGGCGGGGGCCCGGGCCAUGAGCAGGAGCUGCUGGCCAGCACCAGCCCUCACCACGCGGGCCGCGGCGCCGCUGGCUCGCUGCGGGGCCCGCCGCCGCCAACGGCGCACCAGGAGCUGGGCACGGCGGCAGCGGCGGCGGCGGCGGCGUCGCGCUCGGCCAUGGUCACUAGCAUGGCCUCGAUCCUGGACGGCGGCGACUACCGGCCCGAGCUCUCCAUCCCGCUCCAUCAUGCCAUGAGCAUGUCCUGCGACUCGUCCCCGCCCGGCAUGGGCAUGAGCAACACCUACACCACGCUGACGCCGCUCCAGCCGCUGCCGCCCAUCUCCACCGUGUCGGACAAGUUCCACCACCCGCACCCGCACCCCCACCACCACCACCACCACCACCACCACCACCAGCGCCUGUCGGGCAACGUCAGCGGCAGCUUCACCCUCAUGCGCGACGAGCGAGGGCUCCCGACCAUGAACAACCUCUACAGUCCCUACAAAGAGAUGCCCGGCAUGAGCCAGAGCCUGUCCCCGCUGGCCGCCACACCGCUGGGCAACGGGCUGGGCGGCCUCCACAACGCGCAGCAGAGCCUGCCCAGCUACGGGCCCCCGGGCCACGACAAAAUGCUCAGCCCCAACUUCGACGCGCACCACACUGCCAUGCUGACCCGCGGUGAGCAACACCUGUCCCGCGGUCUGGGCACCCCGCCCGCGGCCAUGAUGUCGCACCUCAACGGCCUACACCACCCGGGCCACGCUCAGUCCCAUGGGCCGGUGCUGGCGCCUAGCCGUGAGAGGCCACCCUCGUCCUCUUCGGGAUCGCAGGUGGCCACGUCAGGCCAGCUGGAGGAGAUCAACACCAAAGAGGUGGCCCAGCGCAUCACCGCCGAGCUGAAGCGCUACAGCAUCCCACAGGCGAUCUUCGCGCAGAGGGUGUUGUGCCGGUCUCAGGGGACUCUCUCCGACCUGCUCCGGAACCCCAAACCGUGGAGUAAACUCAAAUCUGGCAGGGAGACCUUCCGCAGGAUGUGGAAGUGGCUGCAGGAGCCCGAGUUCCAGCGCAUGUCUGCCUUACGCCUGGCAGCAUGCAAACGCAAAGAGCAAGAACCAAACAAAGACAGGAACAAUUCCCAGAAGAAAUCCCGCCUGGUGUUCACCGACCUCCAACGCCGAACACUCUUCGCCAUCUUCAAGGAGAACAAACGCCCAUCCAAGGAGAUGCAGAUCACCAUUUCCCAGCAGCUGGGCCUGGAGCUUACGACCGUCAGCAACUUCUUCAUGAAUGCCCGGCGCCGCAGCCUGGAGAAGUGGCAGGACGAUCUGAGCACAGGGGGCUCCUCGUCCACCUCCGGCACCUGUACCAAAGCGUGAUGGAAGGACUCUCAGUUGGGCACAAGUCACCUCCAGAUGAGGACAACAGAUACCAAAAGAAAAUGCAAAGGAAAAAGACGCUGGAUUCUUAGCUGGGGCCCUUCACUGGUGAUUUGAAAGCACAAUUCUCUUGAAAAGAAAAUUCUAUUCUAGCUGUAAUCAUAGGCCAGGUGUUCUUUUUGUUCGUUGGUUUUUAGUGGCUAUGGAGUCCAAGUGCAAGCUGAAAACUAAUCUCUUUGAACCGGACAUUGUCUUCUGAGCGAGUGUGCUAAGCACCUCAGAAACCCAAAUGGGGCCUUUCUGCAGCAAGUCAGUUUCAGUGUGGUGUCAAUCAAGCUCAGGAUUGCUUAGAAUGUCAACGGUCCCACUCUGAGUCCUGCCAACCUCUUGCGGUCAAAGUUCCCAUGAGUAAUAGUGGGACUUUGGCCUGUGUAAGGACUCUGAGUUUGGGUUCCCAAGAUGCUACAAUACGAGAAGAAUCUAGCAACAAGAAUGACCUCAUUUGCUUUCCAAGUGCUUAGCCUCAUCAUACCAUAGUUCACCAACGUUCACAGCCAUAACAUAAAAAAACAUCAGAAUGACAAUUACUGAGCACAAGUUUUAAAUACGGAAGUUAAAAAAGAAUCCGAGGACCUGUUUUUCCAACUCAGGCAUCUUUUUCAUGGAAUGGUUUAGAAAGCUUUAAGUUGAUCCAGUUUACAGUUUUCUUUUCCUUACCUCCUGGAAAUCUCACGUGGUCUUGGAUCCAUCAAAAAAAAAAAAAAAAAAGCCAGAUCAGUUCACUUGAGCUCAAAGUAUCAAGCACAACGAAGAUAAACAGAGAAGUAAGGAAGGUUCUGGAUUCACCGCAUCUCGAUUUUCAAGACACCAGUUAGGAAGUCAUGAGGGAAUCAUUGGGAAUAUGGCUUCAAGCACAUUUUGCAGUUUGCUACAAAUUCUGUUUGUACAUAAUGCAGACGCACACUCAGGAGGCCAAUUUAACUGUUACAGUACACGGAGCAAAUGCAGCAUUUUUAAAGAUCUAGAUUUUUUUUAGAUCAUAAAUGUAUCCUUCUUGGUUAUCUGUCACCUGGUUCCUCCUAUUGUGCAUUAUGACCACCACAUAAUACAUUCUCACUCUUGCAGAUUUGGGUUGUUCCCUUGUCCAUCCCAUCGGUAGGGACGUUUUCAGUGUUUCAUAGCAAGGGAAAAAUAAAUAAUUCAAACCACCAUACGUGUUACUCAUAACCGUCAUCUAGUCCUGAAUCUCUUCCAUUGUUGAAUCAUCUAGCAAAACAGCUGAAUAAAUCUGGAGAAAACACAGCACACCAAAGAAGCAGAAUACUGCAAACCAAAGACAUUUAUUACUUGCCAUUUUCUAGCCUGAAAAAUACUGUGAUUACUUCUUAGAAGUCAGAAAACCUCUGCAACUCCGAAUGGCAUUCAGCUCUUGCAUUUGGUUCAUCAUUGGGCUGAGUGGACCGGCUACGCCAAGGAUGUUAGCCAAGCCACCCAACUAGUGGCUUUCUGGUUCCUGGCUGUCACCUUCCCACGGCAAAUGGAAGAGCACCCACAGAACCCUGGGAGAUUGCAACAGUCACCAUGUGCAUAUUUACCAGUGAAUGGCCCCAGGUGGGCACCACGGGGGUGUUCAAAGCAAGCCAAACACUGCAAUGAUUCUUUACAGACACUUGAGACUGACUUUUUUAUGAAUUACUUAAUCGAAACCAAAGAAACUUUUUCUGCACCUACUUCUGCAACAAACAAAACUGUCCCAUUAAAAUGAAUAAAUAAAUAAAAACGUAAAUCACCGAAAAUCACCACCAACGAGAAGGAAGCUCGCCAGAAAAGAAAAGAAAAAAAAAUAACAAACAGAAACAGAAAAACAGCGAGACACACUGUGUUCAAACAGACCUCUUGGGACAUUUUUUGGAAGCAGAUUUUAAAGAAAGGGUUGAGACAGGAAGAGAAAUAAGGAAAAGCCUCCGUGGCUGCUGCUUCAUUUGACAACUCAUGUGGUAAUCUUAAAGUUGAAGAUUGUCUUUAAUUUGUGCCUAUGCAGUUUUUCAAAAGAACACGGAACAGAGCAACAGAAACCUCAACAGCUACAAUACCAAAGAUGAGGAUUUCUCACACCUUUGUUUCAGUUCAUUAUCUCCUCUUGCCUGGCUUAAAUACUAAUAGCGCCAUUGAUCUGUGUAAAGGUAAUCAAUUUUGUUUCUGAGCAACGAAAGGAAAGGGUCGUUUGUUUGAUUUUAUUGUUUCCCUAUCAUUUUGUUUUAUGGCUUUCUACCCAACAUGGAAUCUCUCAAAAGGUUCCAUGGAAUCCAAGUUUAAGAUGUUGGGAUACUGAACAGUUCUCCUCUCUGCUCGGCAGAGUGUGGGGAAUAAUAUUGUCACUUGAAUGUUAUGCUUAAUCCUUAGUCUUGGUUCCUU
Mesoplodon densirostris (Blainville's beaked whale) is the source of this 3927-nucleotide messenger RNA. RefSeq names its product one cut homeobox 2 (gene ONECUT2). Gene Ontology annotation, cellular component: nucleus. Bases 1 to 1512 code for a protein of 503 amino acids. NCBI's taxonomy places the organism in Eukaryota, Metazoa, Chordata, Mammalia, Artiodactyla, Ziphiidae. The transcript is spliced from 2 exons. Gene Ontology annotation, biological process: regulation of transcription by RNA polymerase II. The record is from RefSeq and is a predicted model, not a curated record. Gene Ontology annotation, molecular function: RNA polymerase II cis-regulatory region sequence-specific DNA binding; DNA-binding transcription factor activity, RNA polymerase II-specific.